GUUGUAGUACAUUCUAUGCACAAGUACCAGCCUAUGAUAUGUAUCAACCAGAUUUCUAAAGAAAGUUCUAGUGAUAAAACUUCACAAGUAAAGAUUUUUACAUUUCCAGAAACCCUGUUCUUUGCUGUUACAAGUUAUCAAAAUCAACAGAUAAGCAAAUUAAAGAUUGAAAGUAAUCCAUUUGCUAAGGGAUUUCGUGAAACAAAUAAAUACAGAGACAGUCUUCGAGAACUUAUGAGGCAGCAUCUAAAGUGUAGACAAAUUGUCACAGCAUCAUGUGUUAUUCCUCAUUCUACAUUUUCAUCAUGUGUUAUUCCUCAUUCUAAAUUCCCAGGUAAGAAAUCACUUUAUUUUCAUUGUGCCUGUCAUCAAGAACUUGAUGUGUGA
Messenger RNA from Limulus polyphemus (Atlantic horseshoe crab), 387 nucleotides. Its product is annotated as T-box transcription factor TBX20-like. Gene Ontology annotation, biological process: regulation of transcription by RNA polymerase II; positive regulation of DNA-templated transcription; cell fate specification. The transcript is spliced from 3 exons. The annotation marks the transcript as partial. Gene Ontology annotation, molecular function: DNA-binding transcription factor activity, RNA polymerase II-specific; RNA polymerase II cis-regulatory region sequence-specific DNA binding. NCBI's taxonomy places the organism in Eukaryota, Metazoa, Arthropoda, Merostomata, Xiphosura, Limulidae. The record is from RefSeq and is a predicted model, not a curated record. Gene Ontology annotation, cellular component: nucleus.